UUAAAUUUUCAUUCUAUUUGAGAGAUAAUAUGUUAACGCAGUACUGGAUUUUUCAAAUUAUUCUUUUAUUCAGUUUUAUUGUUGAUAAUGUGACUAGUGACAAAAAUAUUAAAAAUGUGCUUCCAAGUAAUUAUGUUAAGGAAAUGAGACCGUCAUUAAACAAAAGUGAACCAGUAAUGGUUGACUUUAGCAUAUAUGUUGUAGAUAUUAAUUCAAUAAACGUUGAAGAUAUGGAUUUUCGUUCUCACGAUUUUAGUAUUGAUAUGUUCGUACGACAAAAAUGGACAGAACCGCGUUUACGUAUAACUGAUUCAAUAUUCGAAGAAGGUGAUGAUUAUGUUACGUUACCACCAGAAUUUUUUGAUAAUUUAUGGCAACCAGAUCCAUAUUUUUUCAAUUCAAAAGUUGUUCAAAUUGCUGCAUUAACACAUAAAUAUUCAUCAGUGACAUUAUAUCGUAAUAAAACCGUAUCAUAUACAGCUCGAAUGCAUGCUAUUGUUGCCUGUCAAAUGGAAUUUAAAAAUUAUCCAAUGGAUAUACAAAUCUGCCCAUUAUAUAUUGAAAGUUUUUCAUAUAAUAUUAAAAAAGUACGAUUUCGGUGGACUCAACCAGGAGUCACAUUAAAUCCCGAAUUGAAAUUGUUACAAUAUCAUAUUGGAUAUCCAUUGCAAUUAGAUGAAACUAAUGAUUAUAUGCAGGAAAAAGCAGAAAAUUUUUCCCGUUUGAUUGUUUAUUUUAGAUUUGAACGUCAUAUUGGGCAUCAUUUAAUACAAACAUUUGCACCAUCUGGCCUGGUUGUUGUCUUGUCUUGGUUUAGUUUCUAUUUAGGAUUAGAUGCAAUACCUGGACGUGUAACAUUACUUGUCACAUGUAUGCUGACGUUAGUAACAAUGUUCACUGGUUUAAAAAGUGACAUUCCUCCGGUUGCUUAUGUAAAAGCAUUAGAUUUAUGGAUGGCAGGAUGUAUGGUAUUUGUGUUCGCAGCUUUAGCCGAAUUUGUAAUAGUUAAAGUUCUGGAUGUGAAAUAUCAAUCACGAAAAAAUAUGAUAACAGAUGCUUCUCGAUUGAUACCAAUGCAAAUGCCACCACCAAAUUGCUCGUUUAUUGAUAAACGCGCAAAUUCCGUUUGGGAUGGUAGCAAUAUUCGAUUUACACAACGACAUUCAGCAACAAGUGUUGGAAGUAAUCCAACAUCGUAUUUUUUAGAUUUAUCUUGGAUUGAUCAUGCUACUGGUAAAAAGAAAAUUUUAUGGGAAGAGAUUGAUAGAUCUUCAAGAUUGGUAUUUCCAGCUUUAUAUGUACUAUUUUUAGUAGUAUAUUGGCCAGUGUUAUUGUUUAAAAAUACAUAAGUGAUAACAA
Chrysoperla carnea is the source of this 1359-nucleotide messenger RNA. It is a transcript of the gene alka, whose product is annotated as glycine receptor subunit alpha-4. Gene Ontology annotation, biological process: signal transduction; regulation of membrane potential; nervous system process. Gene Ontology annotation, cellular component: membrane; synapse; neuron projection. Gene Ontology annotation, molecular function: transmembrane signaling receptor activity; neurotransmitter receptor activity; chloride channel activity. The record is from RefSeq and is a predicted model, not a curated record. Lineage: Eukaryota; Metazoa; Arthropoda; Insecta; Neuroptera; Chrysopidae. Bases 30 to 1349 code for a protein of 439 amino acids. The transcript is spliced from 10 exons.